This is a messenger RNA of Entamoeba nuttalli P19, 657 nucleotides long. RefSeq names its product thymidine kinase domain containing protein. Bases 1 to 657 code for a protein of 218 amino acids. Gene Ontology annotation, biological process: thymidine metabolic process. Gene Ontology annotation, molecular function: thymidine kinase activity; ATP binding. The transcript has a single exon. The record is from RefSeq and is a predicted model, not a curated record. Lineage: Eukaryota; Evosea; Mastigamoebida; Endamoebidae.
AUGAAUGAAAGUAUAAGUGUCUCUACUGCCCCUGUUACACCACAAAAUGAAUUAGAAAAAACAUAUGAUGGGUCUAUUCAAUUAAUUAUUGGUCCUAUGUUUAGUGGUAAAACUACUGAAUUAAUAAGACUUAUUAAAAGGUUUAGAUAUUCCAAAAAAACUACUGUUGUUAUUAAAUACUCUAAGGACACAAGGUAUGGAUCAGAAGAUGAAGCUAUUUCUCAUGACAAAGAAUCAUGGAAAGCUAUUCCAACCAUGAAAUUAAUGCCAUUACUUGAAACUGCUCUUAAUUAUGAAGUUAUUGGUAUUGAUGAAGGUCAGUUCUUCCCAGACUUAAUAGAGUUUUCAGAGGCAUGUGCAAGUUAUGGAAGAUCGGUAAUCAUAGCAGCAUUAGACGGUACAUUCCAAAGAAAACCAUUUGGACAAAUUACUAGUCUUAUUCCAUUAUGUGAAAGCGUAAAAAAGUUAAGUGCUGUUUGUGUUAAUUGUGGUAAAAAAGCAGCUUUUUCAUUAAGAAUUAGUUCAGAAGAAUCAAUUGAAGUUAUUGGAGGAGUGGAUAAAUAUUGUGCUGUUUGCAGAAAAUGUUUCUACAAAGAUGGUGCUACAUUAAAAACUCAAAGAAGUGUUGAAUUUGCUUCUCACAUAAGUGAACUAUAA